Plasmodium reichenowi is the source of this 1437-nucleotide messenger RNA. RefSeq names its product micro-fibrillar-associated protein, putative. The transcript is spliced from 3 exons. Bases 1 to 1437 code for a protein of 478 amino acids. The record is from RefSeq and is a predicted model, not a curated record. Gene Ontology annotation, biological process: mRNA splicing, via spliceosome. Gene Ontology annotation, cellular component: U2-type spliceosomal complex. Gene Ontology annotation, molecular function: RNA binding. Lineage: Eukaryota; Apicomplexa; Aconoidasida; Haemosporida; Plasmodiidae.
AUGAGCACAGUGAAUGAACUUUUAAAUUAUUUUGUUGUAAAUGAUGAUAAUGACGAUUUGAAUAAAAAUGAUGAAAAAAAUAAAAACAAAGAAAAAACGGUCGUAAGAAGAUAUUUUCCUGGAAAGAAACCUCAUUAUGCAAAAAAAGGGGAAGACGAUGAUGAUGAUGAAGAGGAAGAUGAAGAACCAGGAGAUCGUAACCAACUGGAGGAACAAGAAAAAGGAGAAAGAGAAUUUAACAAAGUUAUUAAUGAACCACUAAUAAAAAAAGAACAUGAAAAUAAAAAUAUAAUUACGCAAACUAUUAAACAUAAUAAUAAUAUUGAUAAUAGAUAUGAAAGAUUAAAAAAUAAAAAUUUAGGGGGAGAUAAUCAGGAAAGGAUAAGAAGCAGAAGAAGAGAAGUAACCAUAAUUGAUAACAAAGAAAAUGAAAAAUUAGUUGAACAUAUUCAAGAAAAUACUAAAAAGGUAGAUGAAUACGAAGAUAUUAUAAAAAAUAUUAAGGAAUAUAAUAAAAAAGACGCAGGUGAUUAUAAUGAUGAUGAUGAAAACGACCACGAAGAUCAUGAUGAUGAAGAUGAUGAUGAAGAUGAUGAUGAAGAUGAUGAUGAAGAUGAUGACGAAGAUGAUGACGAAGACGAUCCCGCUUCAGAUGAUGAUUAUAUGAAUGAAGGAAAUAACGAAAGAAUUAUGAAACAUGAAUUUAAAUUGAAAACAUCACGAAGGACACUUAUGGAAAAUAAAAACAAAGAAGAAGCGGAGAAAAAAACCUUACAAAACCUAAACGAAGAAAAAGAAUUAAUAGAAAUAGAAAAAAAAGAAAAUGCAAUAAAAGAAGUUUUAAACCAAGACAUGUUAGAAGAAAAAUUAAAAAGUAAAGAAAAUAAUGUUUUUUCCUCCGAAGAAGAUUUUGAGGAAGAUGAACAAGAUGAAGAAUUAAAUGAAGAAGAAUACGAAUUGUGGAAAAUAAGACAUAUCAAUAGAUUAAAAAGAGAUGAAUUAGAUCGAAAGAAACAUGAAAUCUUGGAAUUAGAAAUAAAGAAAAGGAGAAAAAUGACAGAUAAAGAAAUUAUACAAGAUAAUAAAACAUUACCAAAUAAAGAAAAAAAAAAAAAAAGAAAAAUGUUAUUUAUGCAAAAGUAUUAUCAUAAAGGAGGUUUCUAUCAAGAUUUAUUUGAAGAAGGUAAAGAAGAAAUAUAUUUAAGAGAUUAUAAUGAACCAGUAUAUGAGGAUAAAGUUGAUAGACAAAAUUUACCAAAAGUAUUGCAAGUAAGAAGAGGAAAAUUUGGAAAACAAGGACAAUCCAAAUAUACACAUUUAUUGGAUAAUGAUACAUCUCGAAAAGAUUCUUUGUGGAAUAAUAUUGAAUCUAAUAUUAAAUUCAAGGACAAGAAAAAGGAUCAAUUUGAUAGACCUACAUAUAGAAAAAAAAAUUAA